Molecule: messenger RNA, 1375 nt
Organism: Monascus purpureus
Lineage: Eukaryota; Fungi; Ascomycota; Eurotiomycetes; Eurotiales; Aspergillaceae
Source: the annotation of a GenBank genome assembly
UACGAAUCCAAUUGAUUUGUUCUUCCAAUCUGUUGGGGCAUACAUUAUUAUCAGGUACAUCACAGAGAGGACCCAGGUACUAAGUAAGUACUGUACAUCUACGUGCAUUAUUUAUCGCUAUGUAUCGCGCUCUCCGCCUCCAGCCUAGAAUCCUGGUCUCACCCAGACCAGUGCCGUGGGCGCUUACAAAACAACCUCCUGGAUCUCAGAUCUGUCGCAGUCCCUUCAAGCCGAGGUUGUUUAAUUCCGCUUUAGUGCUGCGUUCAACGGAUUUGCCUGGGUCAUCAAGUAGCAGAAGCACAAGAUCCUAAAGCUAAGGCUUCUCCGUCUCGUCUCCGCCGAUUCGUAGGAGCGUCAUUGAUUGCGAUUAUCGCUUUCGCCGCUGGCCUUCUUUUCCAAACACAACGGACCAUCUCCCGAAUCAUGGCUGCCCCAACAUCUGUCAAUGAGGAAGCCAUUAUUGUUCCCAACGGAACAGAUGAGCACGUUUUGGAAGUGGAAAAUUUCAUCUACAGCCAUCCCAUAGCCACCUCUCUGCGUGAGAACCCCGACUUCACUGAAACCCGCCAGCAUUUGGCGGUUCCGGCAGGACUCCGCCCGCGGACCUUGACAUCCGGCACACUAGCCGGUCCGGGGAGGAUUGUUGUCCCGCCUCUGAUGUUCCAUGAGACGGGUGGGAAGAGCCUAGUCUCGAUCUUCUACCUUGGCUCCGACGUGUGCGGACACCCUGGUAUCGUGCACGGAGGUCUACUGGCCACCCUUCUGGAUGAGGGUUUGGCGAGAUGUUGCUUCCCUGCUCUGCCGAAUAAGGCUGCCGUCACGGCAAACUUGAAUAUCGAUUACCGACGACCAGCUAUGGCUGAGUCCUAUUUUGUCCUGAGGGCAGAAACUGUCAAGGUUGAGGGCCGUAAGGCCUGGGUUGAGGGUCGCAUUGAGACUCUUCCUGAGGAGGGGAUGGAGCCUGUCGUGCUUGUUGAGGCGAAGGCAUUGUUUAUUGAGCCGAAGCAAGCAGCAGUGAGUUUUUGUCCCUGUAUCCCAUUCUUGGAUCGAGAAAUAAAUGUGAGCUGACUUUUUUGUUUACUCUUUCAAGACAUUGUCCAAGCUCUACAAGCCUGAGUUAAUGUAGACUUUCUCCCGGUUGUUAUCUGGGUGGAGAUUUUGUUAUAUACGUUUCUGCUUUCUAGCCUGGCGCUAAGGAGGAUAGAGAUUUCUUUCUUUUUGGGUUUGACAACGCCCUAGACAUUACUCUAUAACUAUAGGGAGGACUUGUUAUUAUUCUAUAGACAAUGUGUCAAUAUCAUGGUCGAUGUGGAGAAAGGUCAUACUGAAGCUGAUCCCUGAAGACUGCUGCUUCCUGCAACGGAGAAUCCAGGGG